Molecule: messenger RNA, 2358 nt
Organism: Nipponia nippon (crested ibis)
Lineage: Eukaryota; Metazoa; Chordata; Aves; Pelecaniformes; Threskiornithidae
Gene: LRRN4
Product: leucine rich repeat neuronal 4
Molecular function (GO): protein binding
Source: RefSeq, a predicted model, not a curated record
AUGUUUUCGGGCUUGCUCAUCCUCUCUCUCCUGGCGGGGAACACAGCGUCGGGCCCGGUGAGCAGAGCAGAGCCUGCAGCAUCCAGGGACAUCACCACCUUUUUCCAGCUGACUCAGGAAGACGCUUGGGAGAACGUUAAUCUCACCAGCAUGUCCUGACGGAAGAACAGGACCUGGAUCACCCUGCAGCUGACCAACAGCAGCCUGACAGCUUUCCCCGUCUGCCUUCCGCAGGCCCUGGAGACCUUGGAUCUCAGCAAUAACCUCUUAGAAGAGGUGAAUGGCACGGAGGUAGCAAACCUCCCGCGGCUGCGCACCCUCUUUCUGAGGCAGAACCAUCUCCAGGCAGUUAAAUGGGGAUCUGAAGCCCUCAGCAGUCUCCUCUCCCUGGACUUAAGCUUUAAUAAGCUGUCGUCUGUGCCAUCAUGCCACAGCUCUGCCCUGCCUAACUUGAGGUGGUUGUCCCUGGCUGGAAAUCCACUGAUCGAAAUCCAACCGCUGGCUUUUUCCUGUUACCCUCAACUACAGUUCCUGAACCUCUCUGCAACGCUGCUCGGGCAGGAUGACAGCAGAGGAAUUAGGGAGUCUGCUUUUGCCAUGAGCACAUCUCCCAGUGAGGCCACAAACAGGCCCGGAAACACCAUCAACAUGCUUGAUCUCAGCGGGACCUUUCUUGAGAAAAUUCAGCCAGAGUGGACCAGAGACUUGCCCAACCUCAGAUCACUUCACCUGACAAAGAUGUCACGAUUAAGAAGCCUCGAUAUUGACUUCUUCAAGUCCAUGCCUGGUCUCCGAGAGCUGAACUGUCGAGACUCCCACUCACUGGGUUUUGUGAGGACAGAGAUGUUUGACAGCGCUCCUCAUCUGAGCCAUCUCUCGUUUGAGAACUGUAACCUGAGUUCCUUUAAUCCUUGGAAUACCAAUCCAUCGGAUAGCAUCAUCAUCAACUUGUACGGAAAUCCCCUGUUAUGCGACUGCCAGCUCUCCUGGCUGCUCUCCAAGCCCAAGAAAGUUGUGCUGCAAAGGGCUUGGGAGACUUUCUGCAACGCAUGGCAGGAAGAUUGGGGCAGACCUUCAACAUCUUUUUCACUGCUAGAGCUCUACGAUAAAUGCGAGUCUGAGAGAAACGUUACGCUGCCAGAUUCAAACACACCGUCUCCCGAACACGAUGCUUUCAGCCUUACCAGUUACAAUGCAACUACUGUAGUAACAACAACAGACUUUGCUCUGCUACCCAACGAUACCUACACCAGCUCCCUACUUCAGAGGAAUGUAAUGAGCACGAUGGCAGCCAACCCAACUGAGCCAGUGCUCACGAAGGCCAACAGUUCCUCCCACGAGGAGGAGGCAGCUUCCGAACCCACGAGCCAUCCCCCUUCCUUCGCGUCCAUAACCACCUCCCGGGGUUUUCGCAAAGAGCUCUAUAGUCACUCCUCAGAUUACGGCUCCACAAGUCAAACUGAAACAGAUCAGCUAAAGAGAGAGCUCAGAACGACCGAUGCGACGUUUCCCCAGGAAGGCCCACUCAACCAGCCCACGAGUGACUAUUCUACCAGAGCAACAGGAAACCCCGACGCCACUGACCAUUAUACCCACGCCUUUGCCACUCACGCUGGGGAAGGUACACCACAAACGAGCCUACCACAGCUGAACUCCACAAGGACCAAUGCUCGGUCAGAGCCUGCAUCCACCAGAUCACUGAUACACUUUGUAGAUGACUACGAUUACGAUGAACAGUCGAUGGAAACCCCAGUGCAAGUGGCAUACACCUCCUGCGACUACAACCCAUGCAGGCACCUUCAGAAGCCGUGCAGUGAACUUCAGAGUGCCUCCCAAUGUUUAUGUCCUGGCAUGUCGAGGGAAGAUGAGGUUCCAGAUCCACCGAGGCUCAGAGAGGUCUCUGAAGUUACAGACAGCUCUGCACAGAUACACUGGUGCGCCCCAAAUUCAGUUGUUCACACCUAUGAGCUGACGCUUCAUGCCCAAGGCCAGGAGGACAGACAGUUUGUCCUGGACAAUAUUUAUUCCACAGCAAGGCAGCACACGCUGUAUAAUCUGUUACCGUACACCACUUACCACAUUUGCGUGACUGCUUUCAACAAAGCAGGGUCAAGCCAGACAGCAAGUCAGGGAAUUCCAGAUAAUUCGUGCACCAGAUUUAAAACAAAACCCAGCUACAAGUCUGUCUUUGCUGCUCUGUCUGCAGCAAGCGGAUUCUUUCUCAUUUCCACAAUUGUUUUGUCUGUAUGUCUGUGUAAGGCAUGUAAAAAGCCUCAGAGCGAGCAAUAUGGUACGCAUUUAGUCUCUUAUAAGAACCCAGCAUUUGAUUAUCCAUUAAAACUACAAACCACUAAUUAG